CACUCCACAGCCGUCUGUGGCCAUGAAUUCCACAGAUUCUCCGCCGUCUGACUAAUGAAAUUCCUCCGCAUCUCUUUUCUAAAGGUACGUCCUUUUACUCUGAGGCCGUGCCCUCUGGUUCUAGACUCUCCCAUUAGUGGAAACCUCCUCUCCACAUCCGCUCUAUCCAGGCCUUUCACUAUUCGGUAAGUGUCCCUUCAUCCUUCUUAUCUCCAGCGAGGACGGGCCCAGUGCCGUCAAACGCUUGUCAUAUGUUAACCCAGUCAUUCCUGAGCUUCACAGUGUAUAGGAAGGGACUGCAGAUGCUGGUUUACACCCAAGAUAGACUGUAGUGCUGGCCCCUGGUUUGACACACGCGGUGAUCUUGCUGGAUGGAACCGCAGGCUAGCGUGGUGGCGCAGCGAUAGAGUUGUUGCAUCACAGCACCAGAAACUCGGGUUUGAUCCUGACACGAGUGCUGUCUGUGCGGAGUUUGUACGUUCUCCCCGUGACCACACGGGGUUUCUUCGGGAAGCUCUGGUUUCCUCCCACACUCCAAAGAUGUGCAGGUUUGUAGGGUUAAUUGGCUUGGUAUAAAUGUAAAUUGUCCCCAGUGUGUGUAGGAUAGUGUUAGUGUGCGGGGAUCGCUGGUCGGUGCAGACUCGGUGGGCCGAAGGAACUGUUUCUCUAAACUAAACUAAACAACUGAAGUGAAAAGCACGGUGAGGAGGGGCAGAGUGGCCUCUGUGCUGGUGGCCCCUGUGUGGGUGUGUAUCCAGGGCCAGGGGAGUGUGAGCUUCCCCAUUCUGCGGGAGGCGGUGGAGAAGCUGUUUCACUCUGAUGCGAGCAGCUAUAAUCAGGGUUCCUGCAGCUUCUCCACACUGACUAAUUAUUGCUCCGUGACUUCCUCCCUCUGGCCACAGCCUCGCUAUCCGCUGGGUGACUCUGCAUACUUCCCAGUAAUUAGCAGCAUCUGUAACGCUGCCUAGCGCGGGACGGGGUGGGGGCAGGAAGUGGUGGAGGUCCCCGUCCUACAUUUACCGUUCCCUCUCUCUCUCUCUCCCACCCAGACUGUGACCGGCACCGGUUCGGGCUGAACCACCGCGGUCUCCCUGCUUCUCCCCGUCACAGCCCCCUGCCACACUCCGGGGCCGUCUCCUCCCGCCUCCGGGGCUGCUGCCUACUCACUGCGGGCUCCUCUACUGCGAGAGAGCGUUCUCUCCAAACAAUCUGCCAUCCGGGACUCCACGACCACUGUGUCAACUGUCAGUGACAGCUCGGCCUCACAGUAUCUCCGUCCGCACUGAGGCCUAACAUCGAGGAGUUGCGGGCCUCUGUUGGAGACCGACCGGGAGCUCCAACCGCGGGAGUCUGUCGACGACAUCGUGGAGCUCGCUGUUCCUGGUUUGUGACCGACUUCGGGAGCUUCAAGCUGCAGGGGCUUCGACCGCCACGACACGGGGGCUUCGACCGCCGCGACACGGGGGCUUCGACCGCAGCGACGGAUGGUUUGCCUGCCCCUGACUGCGGGAGAAUAAAGAGGAAAGAAGAUUAGACUAUAUUGCCUUCCAUCACAGCUGUUGUUUGUGCUGGGAAUCACACGGCGGCCAUGAAGAGGACUGUUGGCACGGUGAACAAGCCGAGUGCCCGGGGAAUGCCAGCUGCCCCAGCGGCAAUGAAACCAUCCCCAGCUGCCCGCUCGCUCCGCAGACCCACGCAGCUCCGUGAGACGGGCAGUCAGGCCGGGCCUGAGGUGACGCCGCCGACAACGGCAAGAUCCCGGGGUCUGGGAGCUGUGACUCCACUCAGCGGCACCAAGAGCAAGGGUCCAGGGAUGUUGUCUGGGCCGCGAGCUGCCCCAGCCCGUGUGUCAGGGCGUAAGGAGGGGGUGGGCUGUGGACAGGCAGGUGUGCGGGUCAGCUCGCUGCCAGUGCGGGGGUCGGCGGGACAGAGGCUGGCAGCCCCCCACAGCCCCCUAGGACAGAGUAGACGCAUGGCGGCCCCCCCAGCCCGGGGCAGGGGUCUGGGGCCCAGCUCCCCCACUGACCGGGGCCACCCUAACCCCCGUGCCACCCCCCACCCCUCUCACCUCCGCCCCACCCUCCGCCCCGACGCCUCCCGCCUCCGACCUGUCACCGACCCCCCGCCCUCUUACCCCUGA
Messenger RNA from Leucoraja erinaceus (little skate), 2140 nucleotides. RefSeq names its product translation initiation factor IF-2-like. Lineage: Eukaryota; Metazoa; Chordata; Chondrichthyes; Rajiformes; Rajidae. The record is from RefSeq and is a predicted model, not a curated record. The transcript is spliced from 5 exons. Bases 1589 to 2140 code for a protein of 183 amino acids.